AAUACCGCACGUAGAAACAUUUUUAUUAUUUCUUUUAUGUUUUUUUUGUUCUUUUAAAUAAGAAAAGUAGGAUCGGCGACUCGGCAGCCAGCCAGCCAGCCAGGGAGAGAGAGAGAGAACUGAGAAGCACUUGGAGUUGGGGAGUUGGAGACUUGGAGGUGGUGGACCCUUUCGAGUAAAAUCGGGUUUCAGAGCGAAAAGUCGGAUACCGAAACCGAAAAAUGUCGGGUGUCACGAACCAGGAGGAGGACAAGAAGCCCACCGAUCAGUCGGCGCACAUCAAUCUCAAAGUCAAGGGACAGGAUGGGAAUGAAGUAUUUUUCAGGAUUAAGAGGAGCACUCAACUGAAGAAGCUUAUGAAUGCUUAUUGUGAUCGCCAGUCAGUGGAGUUCAACUCAAUUGCAUUCUUAUUUGAUGGCCGUCGUCUCCGAGCAGAACAAACUCCAGACGAGCUGGAAAUGGAGGAUGGAGAUGAGAUAGAUGCCAUGCUCCACCAAACAGGAGGUGCUGUUGCCUAAAGGGUUUGUCAGGUCGUUUCUCUAGUAGGAGAGAAAUAUAAAUAGAUUUUGCAUAUCUAGAAGACGCUGUUUGGAACUGUAAUCAUCAGUUAUCUACUGACCAACCGGCCUUUCUCUGAAUUGCAAUGGGCUGUCUUGUUAAUUUCAAAAGAGUGUUGUUUCAGUAUUUACUUCUUUAUAAUGCUCGGGUAGAACUUGAUAUAUGAAAGCUGAAAUGCAUAACCCGAACUAGAUUGGAGCAGUUA
Molecule: messenger RNA, 763 nt
Organism: Juglans microcarpa x Juglans regia
Lineage: Eukaryota; Viridiplantae; Streptophyta; Magnoliopsida; Fagales; Juglandaceae
Product: small ubiquitin-related modifier 1-like
Exons: 3
Coding region: 222-518 (98 amino acids)
Biological process (GO): protein sumoylation
Cellular component (GO): nucleus
Molecular function (GO): ubiquitin-like protein ligase binding; protein tag activity
Source: RefSeq, a predicted model, not a curated record